CCGCGGCCUUCGUGUCAUCGCCGACACUCGUCGUCAAUCGUUCCCCGCGGCACUGUAUAUACGGUCGGCAACUCACGAGAUGAUCGCGUGCAGAAAAUCCGGCGGCGGCGACGACGACGACGGUACACCGAAGUCGAGAAGCGGCUGCGCACGGCGAGCGCGACAGGCAGACUGGACAGUGUUGGUGCACGGCCUGUGCGCCGCCAUAAUCGCUCUGACCACGCUCCGGAUCCUGCCGGCGUUGGCCGCGUGUCUGGUCAGCGUGUGCUUCCUGCAGUCGCCGGUGCUCAGAACGCUGUCGCGCGGACUGUUCCGAUUCCUCGGACUGCGAGGCGGCCACAGAUCAGCCAAACCGAAUGCCGGUAAUAGUGGAACCCGUCACGGCGGCCGACGAAGGAGUCCGCUUGCGCCGCAGGCUCCGUCGACAAGCGGCGACGGAGUUCCGCCGCCCGCUCCUCUGUCGACAAACGGCGACGAAGUUCCGCCGCCCACUCAUCCGUCGACAAGCGGCGGUGACGUUCUGCCGAGGUCACCGUCAACGAACUCUUCGCCGGUCGUCAAACGUAGUCUGCGAUUGCUGAUGCCAGUGAUGCGAGGCAUCCAACGAUCCAUCGUUAUUCGCCCGAAACGUUCGAGGCGGUCGUCGCUUAGGCGUUGUCGCGACAACGUGAGCAAAGCGACCGUCACCACCGUCACCGCUUGCGACAACAUCAUCACGAAGACCGUCGAGACGGUUUCGAGUUAUCGGGCCGACAACGAUGCCGCUCAUCACUGUGGCCAGUACCUGCAAUGCGCCACCAAAGAACACCGAUGAUAUGUAUAGUUAUUAUAGCGCGUAUAUAUUAUAAUAUAAAUAGAUUUAAACUAUUCUGUGGUAAUUUAUAUAUGCGUAGAUCGGGUAUACUCGAUAGUCCAUACGUUUGACGGGCUUUCGAUUUAAAAGCCACUGCGGUGACAUUUUUUCAUUUAUUAUUAUGGCGAGUUUCGUAAACAAUCUCUAGGCACUGAAUAAACCGAUUAUCGCGUUUAUAAUGUUUAUGUGUUAUGCAGUCGUCGUUAUAGUUAAUCCGCAUAAAAAAAAAAAAGGUCGAGCUUACAGUAACGCGUAUGUCGUCUGUCGUGCCGCGUCCAAAAGUCUAGCUCAACACGACUAAGCAAUCGGCAUAUACGAUAAAAGCCGCAUGGCACAACAGACGGCGUAGCUGUGUGAACCCUGCAGCUUAACCGAACGCGCGUUAUAUAUAGUGUUUAGGUUUAUAUUAUGUAUUUUAAAUUUAAGGAACUUGACUUAUAGUGCGCGUACAUUAUUUUAAUGUGAACGUUUUAUAUUUGGUGGUAUUUUUUAUAUUAGAAUAUUAGAAUUUCAUUUUUAAUUCCCGCCAAAUAGGUAAAUGCACAUAAAAACAAGACCAUUUACAUGCAUUAGCUAUUUAUUGUUAUGUAUAUUAUUAUAUAUUAUAUUAUGUUAUUAAUUUAUUAUACUAAUAUUCAAAUAACAAUAUUACAUUAUUAUAAAUGUGUGAUUAAAAAAGUGAUGAAGAAAUACAACUUUUUUGUUUAUA
Molecule: messenger RNA, 1562 nt
Organism: Rhopalosiphum padi (bird cherry-oat aphid)
Lineage: Eukaryota; Metazoa; Arthropoda; Insecta; Hemiptera; Aphididae
Exons: 1
Coding region: 80-814 (244 amino acids)
Source: RefSeq, a predicted model, not a curated record